Molecule: messenger RNA, 1627 nt
Organism: Microbotryum saponariae
Lineage: Eukaryota; Fungi; Basidiomycota; Microbotryomycetes; Microbotryales; Microbotryaceae
Source: the annotation of a GenBank genome assembly
AUGCCCCGGUCCCAAGGUCGCCAGGGAGGGCCAUCGCAACCUCGCCAAGUCUUGGACGCGAGGGUAGCGCCCUAUCAUGGGCCUGCUCGAGCGCCCGCUGCUAGGCGCCCCGCGGCUCGACCCUCCUUUUCCUCCCGCUCUGAUCAACAGAAUCAGCCCCCCGCGCGUCAUGACAACAAUUCAACCGAUCUUGGUAUUGCGACACGUUUACGAGCCCGCCGUGCAGCUGUGCAGAACGGACAACGUGGUCAGCGCGAUGGCCGACCCGACGCUGAGCCCGCCCCACCACCACCUCCUCCUGUGCAAGGGCGCGUGCGCCGGGCUCGAAUCGCGCUCAAACCCCUCAAGCCCCAUGUUUCGAUUCGCGACGACCUCGGCCCCCAGACGGCCGUGUGCACCCACUGCAAGGCUCGGCACUGGGAGUGCGAAAGGUCGAAGUCGACCGGACACUUCAGCACGUACUGCUCGCAGGGCAAGGUACUCCCCCUCCCCAGCCCAAUCUCGAGUAUCGGCAGCUUCUUGAAGGCUCGGAUAGCGGUCAGUUGCUCCGUCCAACAACAUUCGUCUGCAGUAGACCCACAUGCUGAACUGUGCGACAAUCUUCCCCCGACAAUCUUACCACGCACACAGAAGCUAAAGCGUUCCGCGAGAGCGCCCGGUCGUACAACAACGCGUUGUCGUUUACUUCGCUCGCUGCCCACUGGGACCAAACUCAAGUGGGCACGCUAGGACCCCCCGUGUUUCGCGUAUUUGGUCGUCUUUACCAUCGACUCGGCGCCCUGCUCCCUGCCGUGAAUCAACGCCCAGCCUUUGCUCAGACAUGGCUGAUCGACCCGGCCGAGGCCACCAACACACGACUUGGACCCGACAGCGCAGACAAUCGCGUACAAAGAUCUACAUUGACCAAGCUCGAGUCCAUGCUACAAACCGGCAAUCGCUUUGUGAGGGAGUUCGCAUCGGCCAAAGCUCGCGCAGGUUGGGAUACGGCCAAAGAGUGGAUCCUGCGCCUCUGCCUACCACCAGGCCGAGACUGACGCACCCACAACCUUCCUACGUCAAGCACGGAAAUGGCGAUGCUUAUCUGCGAUUCCGACACCAACACGGGAGAUCGUGGACCGCAAGACCUUAUUCUCCAGGUGCACGGCGAUCGAUGUCCCGACGGUCGGCCCAAGUACCAAAUCGUUAGCUCGCUCCAUCCGUCUGCGAUGCCUCUCCGGUACCCCCUACUCUUCCCCGCGGGGGAAGAUGGCUUCCACCCCAACAUUCCUCUUUGCGGGUUCCACCAAGCCGGGCCACCAAUCGCCAGAAACCGAGAGCAGAUCGACAAUGCUGUCCAAUUGCGCGAGGUACUUGCCAGUCUCGGUCUGGAUGACGAAGACGAAGAGGAGGACGAUCACUCGAUCGUGUUGGCGUCGAUCUCUCCCUGCAUCCCGUCUUCACUCAUGGGCAGCUGUAUGUGGCAUUGUCUCGAGCCAUGAGUGUUGAUCGAAUCAAGGUGCUACUGCCCUCUCGCGACCCCGCCGAUGAUGACGACGACCUACCUGCCGUCGAUCGAACGGCAGCCGCAACCACCGUGACCCCAAACCCAGUACUCCGCUCUGUUCUCAGGGCAAUGAAUGGAGAAUAG